UCGCAUUGACCUCUACGGAGGCGGGAAGUGAAGUACUUCCUGCUCCGGGGGAAGCGAGAGGCCAUCCGAAGAGAGGCUCGCAGUUUCUUUACAACAGGAACAGGUAAUUUUCCAGCAAAGUCAUGGGUGAUGGGAGGAUCUAUGUUGGGAACCUUCCAGCAGACGUACAGGAACGUGAUAUUGAAGAUCUUUUUUAUAAGUAUGGAAAAAUCCGGGAUAUUGAGCUGAAGAACAAUAGGGGGUCAAUCCCAUUUGCUUUUGUCCGUUUUGAGGACCCCAGGGAUGCUGAAGAUGCAGUAUAUGGAAGGAAUGGCUAUGGGUAUGGAGAUUGUAAAUUACGCGUUGAGUACCCAAGAUCAUCUGCUUACAAAUUUAAUGCUACCAUGGGUGGAGGGCCUGGAGGUCCUCGAGGCCGAUAUGGCCCACCAUCUAGGCGUUCAGAGUUUCGAGUCAUUGUAACAGGACUACCUCCCACAGGAAGCUGGCAGGAUCUGAAGGACCACAUGCGGGAAGCUGGGGACGUGUGCUUUGCAGAUGUGCAGCGUGACGGGGAGGGUGUGGUUGAGUUUCUACGCAGGGAGGACAUGGAAUAUGCUCUGCGCCGACUGGACAGGACUGAAUUUCGCUCUCACCAGGGUGAAACUGCAUACAUCAGAGUCCACGGAGAAAGAAGUUCAAGCUGGGGCCGCUCACGAUCUCGCUCUAGGUCUCGAGGGCGAUAUUCUCCCUAUCAGAGUCGAGGAUCACCGCAUUACCAGCCACCACCAGUCCGACGUCACCCUUUAUCCCCACAUAGCCCACCACCUCGGCACAUGCCCCCUCAGCGCCACAGCCCACCACCACCUCGUCAUUACCGGUAAAAACAUAGGAGCUCCAAAGGUGACAGCACAUUAGCAGCAGUUGGAUUAUCCCCCC
Molecule: messenger RNA, 915 nt
Organism: Erpetoichthys calabaricus (reedfish)
Lineage: Eukaryota; Metazoa; Chordata; Cladistia; Polypteriformes; Polypteridae
Gene: srsf9
Product: serine and arginine rich splicing factor 9
Exons: 5
Coding region: 123-860 (245 amino acids)
Cellular component (GO): cytoplasm; nucleus; ribonucleoprotein complex
Molecular function (GO): mRNA binding
Source: RefSeq, a predicted model, not a curated record